GGCGGGGCCGCUCGGGUCACGUGGCUUCCCGGCCCGGAAGCGCUCGAGCUGGAGACCCCCGGGUGACCGGGCGGGCGGUGUGGACCCCUGUGGCCUCCCGCGUUCCCACCAUGGCCUGGACCAAGUACCAGCUGUUCCUGGCCGGGCUCAUGCUUGUCACCGGCUCGAUCAACACGCUCUCGGCAAAGUGGGCGGACAACUUCAAAGCCGAGGGCUGCGGAGGGAGCGAGGAGCACAGCUUCCAGCACCCGUUCCUCCAGGCAGUGGGCAUGUUCCUGGGAGAGUUCUCCUGCCUGGCUGCCUUCUACCUGCUCCAGUGCAGAGCCACAGGGCACUCAGACUCCGGCGUGGACCCCCAGCAGCCCUUCCACCCCCUUCUUUUCCUGCCCCCAGCCCUCUGUGACAUGACGGGCACCAGCAUCAUGUAUGUGGCCCUGAACAUGACCAGCGCCUCCAGCUUCCAGAUGCUACGAGGUUCAGUGAUCAUAUUCACAGGCCUGCUCUCAGUGGCCUUCCUGGGCCGGAGGCUGGCAAUCAGCCAGUGGCUGGGCAUCCUGGCCACCAUCGUGGGGCUGGUGGUCGUGGGCCUGGCUGACCUCCUGAGCAAGCCUGACAGUGAACACAAGCUCAGCGAAGUGAUCACAGGGGACCUGCUGAUCAUCAUGGCCCAGAUCAUUGUCGCCAUCCAGAUGGUGCUAGAAGAGAAGUUCAUCUAUAAGCACAACGUGCACCCACUCCGGGCAGUGGGCACCGAGGGCCUCUUCGGCUUCGUGAUCCUGUCGCUGCUGCUGGUGCCUAUGUACUACAUCCCCGCUGGCUCCUUCAGCGGGAACCCUCGAGGGACCCUGGAGGAUGCCCUGGAUGCCUUCUGCCAGCUUGGCCGGCAGCCACUCAUCGCCCUGGCACUGCUGGGCAACAUCAGCAGCAUCGCCUUCUUCAACUUCGCGGGCGUCAGCGUCACCAAGGAACUGAGCGCCACAACGCGCAUGGUGCUGGACAGCCUGCGCACUGUGGUCAUCUGGGCAGUGAGCCUGGCCGUGGGCUGGGAGCACUUCCACGCGCUGCAGAUCCUUGGCUUCCUCAUCCUCCUGCUGGGCACCGCCCUCUACAACGGGCUGCACCACCCACUGCUGGCCUGCCUGUCCCGGGGCUGGCACCCUGCGCGGGAGAGCGAGCGCGAGAGACUGCUGGGUGGCAGCCGGACUCCCAUCAACGAGGCCAGCUGAGCUCCCGGGAUCUCCCUGCUGCCCAGUGCUCCCUCUUCACCCCGAGGCCACUGGUGGGCCCUGAAUGCCUGCCCCCUCCCCGCCACCCACUACGGCAGCUGCUGACUGGAAGAUGACAUGACACCUGAGUCCUCUUCCCACUGCCUGCAGCGGGUGUGACCACCGUCUCUGCUGCAGCACUAGGGCUGAAUCGUGAACACUAGCGGCAGGAAUUUACAGUCGUAGCAUUCUGCAUCAUAAGCUAGAUGAUUAUGACAGAUUAUUUAGUUUAUGAGUCAUCCAAAGAAGGGAAGUUGAUGAACAAUUUCAAAGCAGAACUAAGCACCAUAUUUUCUAAAGUAUGUAAAAUACUUCUUAAACCUGGGGAGCUGGUUUCAGUUUAAACUCUUCUACAAACUCAGUAAGUGCUCCCCAGCCUGUCAGCUCUGGAAAGUGGGUGUCCACACUGCGGCCUUGGUGCCUCCUGGCCCCAGCAUCCUGCGGGUCUCUGGUGUGGACAGCCCAAGACCAGAGGAAGUGUCCCUGAAUGCCUGCCAUCCCUGUGCCUCUGCUGAUGAUCUCAUUGGCUGUCCCCUGCCUCCCUGCCUGGGGACAGAGCCCAGGGCGAGUUCAGGCGGCCUGUGAUGGUCAUCUUAUGAAUUUCAUUUUAAAGAUGAGGAAACCGAGAA
Cavia porcellus (domestic guinea pig) is the source of this 1894-nucleotide messenger RNA. RefSeq names its product solute carrier family 35 member F6 (gene Slc35f6). Gene Ontology annotation, biological process: transmembrane transport. Lineage: Eukaryota; Metazoa; Chordata; Mammalia; Rodentia; Caviidae. Bases 111 to 1226 code for a protein of 371 amino acids. The transcript has 6 exons. Gene Ontology annotation, cellular component: membrane; intracellular membrane-bounded organelle. Gene Ontology annotation, molecular function: transmembrane transporter activity. The record is from RefSeq and is a predicted model, not a curated record.